This is a messenger RNA of Cooperia oncophora, 600 nucleotides long. NCBI's taxonomy places the organism in Eukaryota, Metazoa, Nematoda, Chromadorea, Rhabditida, Trichostrongylidae. The record is from the annotation of a GenBank genome assembly.
AUGUCAUGGCCCAACGACAGUGCACAUCUACGACUGCGGAUCUCAGCUCAUCUUACCGGAAUAGGGAUACGCCGUUCUAGCGAGCGACCGUUUCUCGCGUUGUAUUCGAAUCGGCACCAGCAUUACUACUUCCAACCAGCCGGUGAUAGGACCAUCCUGCUAACGUUCGCUUUGCACGCAUCCCUCGCUGCUAAUCCCACGUCAACUCUGUGCAGUCUGCUGUCCAAGACUGAUAUUGCUGCAACCUUUCUGGGUAAGGUCUCAUGCAGAUCCAUCGCUGCAUGCCAGUUCCUCCCCGUAGCUGACGCCUUAACCCGUUUGACGGGACGUGUUUUAGUGAUCCGAGCACUGAGAUCACACUGCCCAGCGGGGCCAGCGUUGAGUUUUUCACCGACCCCACAACGAGGGUGGUAUCGCAGGAGGCUCCGUGGGUGCCGUGUGCUACCAAGACCCCCAUAUAUUAUCCGCAUGGAGACGUGUCCAAUACGUGGGGAUGCCAGCGCCAACGCCUCUGCCCUUAUCCUUCAGCUCACUAUAUUUCAUAACCUAAUCUUGACAAACCUUAGUGAGUUGGUCGUCCAGGACCACCAGGCGCAUUAG